Pieris macdunnoughi is the source of this 270-nucleotide messenger RNA. NCBI's taxonomy places the organism in Eukaryota, Metazoa, Arthropoda, Insecta, Lepidoptera, Pieridae. The record is from the annotation of a GenBank genome assembly.
AUGUACAGAUUUACAAACCAAAUAACAAAUCCUAGCUUAGUUUUGGUCAGAAAACAAAUUGGUGAUGGAUCAUGUUCAGCCCUUAUAGUAAUGAGAUCACCUCAUCGGAGGAAUGCAUCAGACAAACAUUCGGCAAAAGUUCCCCCCAAAUCACGGAAAUUACUAUGGGGGACCCUUGGUGCUUCUCUUCUCACUGGUACGGCUGUUGUGUAUGCCAAGCACAGCCCAGAAGCAAGAAACUGGUUGGAGUCAAAUGCCCCCCUGGGCUAA